UUUUAUCUUGUCUUUAUCACGAGUUCUUUUCCUUGGUUAAAAAUACUUCUUGUUUUGCCCAUAUUCGCGGGUUCUUCAAUUGUCUUUUUCCCUCAUAAGGGAAAUAAAGUGUAUAGGUGGUAUACUCUAUGUAUAUGUAUCCUAGAGCUCCUUCUAAUGACCUAUGUAUUUUGUUAUCAUUUCCAAUUGGACGAUCCAUUAAUCCAAUUGAAGGAGGAUUAUAAAUGGAUCAAUCUUUUUGAUUUACAUCACACAUUGUGA
Molecule: messenger RNA, 261 nt
Organism: Dendrobium catenatum
Lineage: Eukaryota; Viridiplantae; Streptophyta; Magnoliopsida; Asparagales; Orchidaceae
Product: NAD(P)H-quinone oxidoreductase chain 4, chloroplastic
Exons: 1
Biological process (GO): ATP synthesis coupled electron transport; electron transport coupled proton transport; aerobic respiration
Molecular function (GO): ubiquinone binding; NADH dehydrogenase (ubiquinone) activity
Source: RefSeq, a predicted model, not a curated record